GUCUGGGGCGGGCAGCCCGGCUAGCAGCCGCGUGCGGAUAGCGGCGCUGCAGCUCUGGCAGCGCGCACACCCCCAGGCACACGUACCUAACGCCUCCUCCCUGCGCCACCAGGAUGGAGCAGCCAUCCCAGCCCGGGACUGGCGCAAGGGGUUUCAAAUGAAACUUGGAGGAAUUUGAAGCAAGAUGAAAAAUUCUCCAGCUUGGAAACUGAUACUCAGCAAACAGUUUACAGAUGUAUCCAAGCAAGGACAGGAAUAAUGAAGAGACACAUGUGUUAGUGGCAGCCUUUUGAACCACGCAAGAAGGAAAUUAACGGUGUGGACAGGGCUGGAACCGUUGCCACGCUUGUUUGUUGGAGUAAAUGAGGAAUGGGCUUGUGAUUAUGCGGACAUUCCAGCAUGAAUCUGGUAGACCUGUGGUUAACCCGUUCCCUCUCCAUGUGUCUCCUCCUCCAAAGUUUUGUUCUUAUGAUACUGUGCUUUCAUUCUGCCAGUAUGUGUCCCAAGGGCUGUCUGUGUUCUUCCUCUGGGGGCUUAAAUGUCACCUGCAGCAAUGCAAAUCUCAAGGAAAUACCUAGAGAUCUUCCUCCUGAAACAGUCUUAUUGUAUCUGGACUCCAAUCAGAUCACGUCUAUUCCCAAUGAGAUUUUUAAGGACCUCCAUCAACUGAGAGUUCUCAACCUGUCCAAAAACGGCAUUGAGUUUAUCGAUGAGCAUGCCUUCAAAGGAGUAGCUGAAACUUUGCAGACUCUGGACUUGUCUGACAACCGGAUUCAAAGUGUGCACAAAAAUGCCUUCAAUAACCUGAAGGCCAGGGCCAGAAUUGCCAAUAACCCCUGGCACUGCGACUGUACUCUACAGCAAGUUCUGCGGAGCAUGGCGUCCAAUCACGAGACGGCCCACAACGUGAUCUGCAAGACAUCCGUGUUGGAUGAACAUGCGGGGAGGCCAUUUCUCAACGCUGCCAAUGAUGCUGACCUUUGUAACCUCCCUAAAAAAACUACCGAUUAUGCCAUGCUGGUCACCAUGUUUGGCUGGUUCACCAUGGUGAUCUCAUAUGUGGUGUAUUAUGUGAGGCAAAAUCAGGAGGAUGCCCGCAGACACCUUGAAUACUUGAAAUCCCUGCCAAGCAGGCAAAAGAAAGCGGAUGAACCCGACGACAUUAGCACUGUGGUAUAGUGUCCAAAGUGACUGGCAUUGAGAAAGAAAUCUGUGUGCAAUUGCAGUAGAAUAAGUGGUUUACUUCUCCCAUCCAUUGUAAACAUUUAAAACUUUGUAUCUGAGUUUCUUUUGAAUUAUGCCACUGUUGAACUUUUAACAGAUGUGACAACAUAACAAAUGAUUUUAGUUUAGGUGAUCCACCUCUCCAUUGUACCCCCCGUGGUAUAUCCCUGAGUCCGCUACUAUCUGAACAUUAGUUAGC
Pteronotus mesoamericanus is the source of this 1423-nucleotide messenger RNA. It is a transcript of the gene LRRC3B, whose product is annotated as leucine rich repeat containing 3B. Gene Ontology annotation, molecular function: protein binding. Gene Ontology annotation, cellular component: plasma membrane. The coding region runs from base 400 to 1179 and encodes 259 amino acids. The transcript has 3 exons. The record is from RefSeq and is a predicted model, not a curated record. NCBI's taxonomy places the organism in Eukaryota, Metazoa, Chordata, Mammalia, Chiroptera, Mormoopidae.